GCGGCGGCCACGGCGGCACCCCGGAGCCUCGGAGGCGAGGGGCAAGUGGGCGAAGGGGGGAGGGACGGCUGCGGCAGCAGCAGCUGAAGGCCAAGGAAUCGAAAGGGCUGUAGGGGGAGGCAGUGCGAGCCAGCCCCGACUGCUCCUCCUCUUCCUCCUCCUCCUCCAAACUCGCAGGGUUCAGCCCCAGCGCUCGCCCAGCCGCCGGAGCACCCGGAGGGACGGGAGGCAGCCGCGCGGCCCGGAGCUGGGCAGGGUCCCCAGCCGCCAUGGAUAGCGACGACGAGAUGGUGGAGGAGGCGGUGGAAGGGCACCUGGAUGACGAUGGAUUGCCGCACGGGUUCUGCACGGUCACCUACUCCUCCACGGACAGAUUUGAGGGGAACUUUGUUCACGGAGAGAAGAAUGGACGCGGGAAAUUCUUCUUCUUUGACGGCAGCACCCUGGAGGGGUAUUACGUGGAUGAUGCCCUGCAGGGCCAGGGAGUGUACACCUAUGAGGACGGCGGAGUUCUCCAGGGCACCUACGUGGACGGAGAGCUCAAUGGUCCGGCCCAGGAAUACGACCCAGACAGGAGACUGAUCUUCAAGGGACAGUAUAAAGAUAACAUUCGGCAUGGAGUGUGUUGGAUAUACUACCCAGAUGGAGGCAGCCUCGUAGGAGAAGUAAAUGAAGACGGGGAGAUGACUGGAGAGAAGAUCGCCUACGUGUACCCCGAUGAGAGGACGGCACUUUAUGGGAAAUUCAUUGACGGAGAGAUGAUAGAAGGGAAGCUGGCUGCCCUGCUGUCCACUGAGGAAGGCCGGCCCCACUUUGAACUGAUGCCUGGAGGUUCGGUGUACCACUUUGAUAAGUCGACUUCAUCCUGCAUUUCUACCGAUGCUCUUUGCCCAGAUCCGUAUGAAUCAGAGAGGGUUUAUGUUGCUGAGUCUCUCAUUUCCAGCGCUGGAGAAGGGCUCUUUUCAAAGGUCGCAGUGGGACCUAAUACAGUUAUGUCUUUUUAUAAUGGAGUCCGCAUUACACACCAAGAGGUUGACAGCAGGGACUGGGCCCUUAAUGGGAACACCCUCUCCCUUGAUGAAGAAACGGUCAUCGACGUGCCUGAGCCCUACAACCACGUGUCCAAGUACUGUGCCUCCUUGGGACACAAGGCAAAUCACUCCUUCACUCCAAACUGUAUCUACGACAUGUUUGUCCACCCCCGGUUUGGGCCCAUCAAGUGCAUCCGCACACUCCGAGCAGUGGAGGCCGACGAGGAGCUCACCGUGGCCUAUGGCUAUGACCACAGCCCCCCGGGGAAGAGUGGGCCUGAAGCCCCCGAGUGGUACCAGGUGGAGCUGAAGGCCUUCCAGGACGCCCAGCAGAAGUGAAGGGCCUGGCUCCGGGCCUCGGAGACCUGGAAUAGAAACUUGGAUCUAUGCACUACGUUUGUCCGCCUGCGGGACAACCAGGGACUGCUCGUGCUGUGACAUCACAUCCUCUCACUCUGCGUGCGCAACAACUUUCUCGCAUACUAACUAGGUUUGACUGUAUUACUCAUACCAGAUUUAAAAUUAGCUAGCCUUGCAGCAGCGUCCUACUGAGAGGUAUUGUCGAGCACUUGACAUAGGCAGCAUGAUGUUCUUGGGUGGUUCGAGUCUAAAUCCGGACCACAUUCAGAGAUGCCAAAUGAUCAGACCGAAAAAGGGAAAGGGGGUUUUUCAGUCAUUUUUAGUCAGUGGUUUUUCCAUGAUGUUUUUUCCUAUGGCCAAUGCAAAGUGUGUUGUUAUCCACCUGCAAAUGGCCCAUAAGGAAGAUAGAGAAUUACUACAUUUUUAUUCUCUAAAUGUAGUACAGUUGCCUUUUAACCUUUGAUCUGUAUCUUGCAGUAGAAUGGCUUUGUUUUUUUCAUAGUGGACAGAACCUCACUUUUUGAGUCAGUUCACCCCUCGAUCCUGUUCUCUGUCUCAGACACCUUUCACAGGAGAGAACUUCCCAAUGGGUUUUGUGUCCGUGCCAGUGUAUAGGUCUCUCUGGCUCUUUCUAUAUCAUUGUUUCAUUAUUAUGUCCUAAUAUAAAGAACUGGCUCAGAGAGCCAGGCUAUUAUUAUAGAAUUAUUAUUCUCGCAUGUAAACAAAGAUAUCUUUGCAUUAAUAUGUGAGAAGGAAGCAUUUACUUUGUUUGCAUUAAGUUAUGGAAGAGUUGUAAUAUAUACUUUAAGAAAGAAGAGAGGGAAAUUAUCAUUUCUAAGCAGUAACUGUGGCAAUUUUACAAUAUCUUCAGUAGUGCUAGUAAUUUUUUUCUCCGUGCAUAUACAUUAAAUGUACAUAACACAGAGCAGUCUGGCUUGCAGCACAGUGCAUUGAAUUCAGAAGUCAAAUAGCAAACUUGAAUUCUAACACAGAAUUCACAAGUUGCGUUUGUUUUUAUCGCUACUGUUAAGAGAGACAUACUGAUCACUAGAUACAAAAUCAGACAACACUAAAACUCUUCAUCCUUGUGAUUUUAAAGCACUUACCUGCUUCAGAGCAUUGUGAAUUAAGAAUAACACUUGUAUAGUUUAAAAGCAACAAUAUCAAUAGCAUUUCAGCUUUUUUGCAAGCCAUGUAUAAUCACAACUGCAGAAAUAAGGAGAAAACCCCUGUUUUUAGUUUAGCUAAUUAGGUAUGCAACAUAACUGGGAUGGCGCUGGAUAGAUUCUGAGACUUUGGGGUUGCUCUCGCCACAUGCAAUGGCUGUGUCUGUAGAUGCCUCGAGGAGGUAGCUGGGAGGUCCGGUGAGCAGGGGACUCAGACCUGCAGUUGUCAGUGGUGGCCCUGUCACCUGAGCCAGUUCGGUCCUGAAAGUUAAAGCCUUCUUGCUGUAGCUGGUAGAGAGCUCUGACUUGCUGGGAAGGGGACAAGAGUAGAGAAACUGGCAGGAGGAAGUUUGAUCGUUCUUGUCAGUGACAUAUUGCUCUUAGGAAGAACUGAACAGAAUGCUUGACUCGGCUCCUGACAACCUUUAGUCCAGGCAGCCCCUGGGCACAGCACCAGCUCGGGAUGCUGACAGAGCUGCCCUUUCUUUGUUGGCCAGGCCAGGCUUGUGGGAGCCCCCCUCCUGGCAGGGCCAGGGUGGCGAGGUGGUGUGGCUUCAGGGAGCUGCGCCGAUGAUGAUUCACAUAUGAGAGGUUGUCAGGGCUGCUGGAAAGAUGUCCCACGAAGGACCGAAGAGAGUUUUUAGAUGAAAAGGCACCAGGAUAGGAUCGCUCCUAUUCUGCAGAAAGAGACCGUUCUGUGAACUGUGACAGAUGGGCAGCCCUGGGACGUAUUCUGAUCGGUGCUUUCAUUCAAAUGGGUCCCAACGUGAGUGGCUGUGGGCAGGAGAGAGAUGGCGUUAAUGAACCCCCGUGGUUCGGGCUGGGAGUCGUUGGGGGCAGAUGGCCGCCGUCCCCCUGCAGCCGCUGGGAGGUUCCUUCCCGAGGGCCGCGCUGCUCUGGCUGAGGCUGCAGCGAGGUGUAAUUUCUGGGCGAUGUGCUCCUCUAAUGACCCCGUUCAGAUGGAACUUGUCUUUUUUAUGCUUUUUUUUUCCACAAAGGGAUUAAAGAGUUGUAAGUAGUGAUUACCCAAUGAAUCCAUUACAUAUUGGAUGAUAAUGCUCUGAGUUUAAAACGCAGCAGUGUGUCCUGACCUUCAGACAUCAGGAAACAAACCCAAGCCGAACCUCUCUGUCUCUCUCCCUCCUGCCCAUCGGUGUCUACUGGCCCAUCCUUCCUUCUCCUGCCCUCUCCUUCCUCUUCCUCUGUCUGUGACAAGGCCUGGGGGGUACCGCCACCCCCAGCUGACCUUGUGCUCUCUUCCUCUCUCUCCUCCAUGUUCUCAGCUCCUCCUUGCCGGCCUCUCUGCUCUGAGUGCCCUUCGGACCCUGUCUGUCUGUCUUUCCAUCUGUGUGGACCUCUCUCCAUCUACUCUGCGUCAUGUCUAGCUCUGUCAUUUCUGCUGUCCCCCUGCCACACACACACAGACACACACACGCAAACACGUACAGAUACA
Molossus molossus (Pallas's mastiff bat) is the source of this 4010-nucleotide messenger RNA. It is a transcript of the gene SETD7, whose product is annotated as SET domain containing 7, histone lysine methyltransferase. Gene Ontology annotation, molecular function: protein binding; histone H3K4 monomethyltransferase activity. Gene Ontology annotation, biological process: regulation of DNA-templated transcription. The record is from RefSeq and is a predicted model, not a curated record. NCBI's taxonomy places the organism in Eukaryota, Metazoa, Chordata, Mammalia, Chiroptera, Molossidae. The transcript is spliced from 8 exons. The coding region runs from base 270 to 1370 and encodes 366 amino acids. Gene Ontology annotation, cellular component: chromosome.